Messenger RNA from Podarcis lilfordi (Lilford's wall lizard), 264 nucleotides. Lineage: Eukaryota; Metazoa; Chordata; Lepidosauria; Squamata; Lacertidae. The record is from the annotation of a GenBank genome assembly.
AAGGGCAGUGCCAAAGAAUGCUCCAACUACCGCACAAUUGCACUCAUUUCACACGCUAGCAAGGUUAUGCUUAAAAUUCUACAAGGCAGGCUUAAGCAGUAUGUGGACCAAGAACUCCCAGAAGUGCAAGCUGGAUUUCAAAGGGGCAGAGGAACCAGAGACCAAAUUGCAAACAUGCGCUGGAUUAUGGAGAAAGCUAGAGAGUUCCAGAAAGACAUCUACUUCUGCUUCAUUGACUAUGCAAAAGCCUUUGACUGAGAGCCA